AGCUAAGUUGGCAACAGUGAUUGCAAUGGUAUCCAACACGAUGGCACUCAGUGGUCACAAGGAUAAGGCAACAUCCGAGGCUGCCGUAGAUGAUGACGACUACACAUCAGCCAUAUCCCACUUGACGAUUGGCGUACAAAUCCAGGAGCUAUCGAAACGUUUACAAAACACCACAGAGGAGUUGCAUCAACAGGUACGGGACAAGCAUGGAGCAUUAUUGCAGCAGGCAACACACGCCGGUCGUUUCGAUGCUGCACUUAAUACGCUAACGGAGGAUGUGCAGCGCGUACGCGCCACAGGACAUCGUCUUAAGAGCCAAGUGGACACCCAAUACCAACUGGUGGAGAACCAAACCCAGGUGCUUGGCCGGCUGCAUGAUGUGUCGCAUCUGUUGCGCUCGGCAGGCACAUUGCUUACGUUGACUGCCAAAUUGAAGAAUACCAAGGAUGUAUUAAGACAGGCAGAGCUGCAUUUUGAGCUGGGUCAGUUGAUAGAAGACAAGGAGCUUAAGGACAUUGAUUUUAUACAAGAAGAGCGCGCCUACGUGAUUAGUUCCGGCCAGAAAAUACGUAAUCUAACACAAAUGCAGUUGGUCACUGGACUCCAGGAGCGCAACCAAACGCAGGUGGUCAAUGCACUCAAGAUUUUUAUGAACUUCAACACGCUGGAGAAAUCGCUGGACAAUCUGCUGACCACAUUUAUAGCCGACAUGGAGCAGUCGCUCAAGGAAUGCUUUGCAGGCACAGACAUAUCUGUGCUUAAUAAAGCCGAUGCCAUGCGCUCACCCACCCAUGGAGCAAGUAGCUCAGCCAAGUCGAAUUCACGAGGUCCCGGCAAAGCGCCUCAGUUAACAACGACGCAAAACUUUCGAGCCAAGUUCUGGAAAUCCUUGCACUGGCUGCUCUACGAUGAGCUCUACGAGAGUUGCACACAAAUCAAGUUGCUGAAAACGGCGUUAGAGCAAAUCAAUCAGUUUGGUUAUACGUCCGAGUCAUCGGAUCAAUGCAUUCCACAACGCUUCUGGCAGCGUGUCCAGCAGUUGCUGCGCAAAUCCUUUGACGAGUGUUCGCAGCAUGUGAAUCAAACAUUGCAGGAAGGUCUCUCCAAGCUGCUUACCUCGGCACGUGGCUUGGAGCAGCGGCUGAACAAUGAAUUUCAGUUUGACAAUGAACUUUUUGCUCCUUUGGAGGUGGGCUACGUUAGUAAAUGCGCUGCCAACAUGAAGGCUUGCUUGGCCGGAGUUGAAUUGCCCGGCAACGAGACGGUCGACAACUUUAUAAGAGUGGCAUCCACUGAGUUGAGUGCAGCUCUCAUUGACAGCCGUCUCAGCACUGCGAUUGCAAGUGUGUUUGUUGUCUGCGGCAAGGAGUUGUGCACCAAGCUGGAGGCCCAAAUUAAACUGGGCGCUGACUCCAAGCAAGUUGUGGACAUGCCCAAUAUGCAGCAACAGCAGAAUACACAGCUGGCCAAUGUGUUGUACUACUACAAAGAUUCGGUGCGUCGCAUGCUCAGAGAUCUGCAGUUGCAGUUUGAGAAGACAAGCGGUGGAGCCAGUGGGAGCAUAGCUCGUUCAUUAGAGCAGGCGGAUUUGUUGAUUGGCACUAUUUUACAACAAAUUAUGGAAUCGAUUAUAACGACCAUAAGCAUCAUCAUACUGAGCAUGCAUCGUGAGCCAGGCUUGAACACGGAUAGACUGUCCACAACAGGACCAUCCAUGUACAUGAAGGAGCUGCAGGAAUUUGUUAGCCGCUCCUGGUCGCAUCACAUAGAGCUGUUUGAUGACAAGGAGCUGACCAGUAAGUGUGGCCAAGAGCUGGCCAAGCGUUGCAUUGAGCUCUUUCUUCACAAUCUUUGCAUUUUGAGGCCAUUGAGUGGCGCGGGCAGACAACGCCUAAAGCAGGAUUGUCAACACAUGGAGCAGGCGUUGAAGCCACUGUGUCCCAAUCUUGCGGAACUGGGAAAACCGUCCCGAUUAUUGCGUGCAAUGUCCCUGUUGAUUGUGCAGAGUUCCAAGGACCUGGUAAACCAAACAGUUGGCCCAGAUUCCUUGGUGCCCAGCUACAUAGUGCUGCUGCUUCUGUUUGGUCAUGCCGGUGCAGAUCUACAGUCACCGCACACCACAGCAAAUUGGUCAAACGAGCGUUUAAUUGAAUGGCUGGAUGGACACACGGCAGAACGUGAGAAAUUAGAGCUGAUAUCGGGCGCGCUUCAGAGAUAUCGCGAUAAUGCCAGACGCAAGAAUAUUCAACAAUACGAUGAGGUAUAUCCCAUGAUGGUGGAUUACUUUGAGCAGGCCUUAAAGGCAAUCGCCUAAUUAAAUUAUCCAAGAAAUUCCAUCUAUUCAAAUAAAUAUUCAAAAUCAA
This is a messenger RNA of Drosophila innubila, 2363 nucleotides long. It is a transcript of the gene fws, whose product is annotated as conserved oligomeric Golgi complex subunit 5. The transcript is spliced from 4 exons. Gene Ontology annotation, cellular component: COG complex. The record is from RefSeq and is a predicted model, not a curated record. Gene Ontology annotation, biological process: intra-Golgi vesicle-mediated transport. The coding region runs from base 26 to 2314 and encodes 762 amino acids. NCBI's taxonomy places the organism in Eukaryota, Metazoa, Arthropoda, Insecta, Diptera, Drosophilidae.